AUGACUGAAUCUACAUCUACUCAACAACAGAAAUCAUCAUCAUCAUGGUUUGGUAAUUUUGAUUUAUCAAAUCAAUUGUCUAACAUAAGCUCAUCGAUUCUUCAAGCAACAACAAAAGCAGGCACAGUUGCAAAUACAAUUGUACAAAAUUCAAUGAAACAACGACCAUUUACAUCGAAAGAGAAUGAACAAGAAACUUCCGAAACAAAUAAAGAUUUAACAAGCAUUUUUACUGAUCUUAGUUCGACUGUAUUAAAAAGUGCUCAACAAUUAAAACAGGCUGUUGAACAAAAAUCUUUAUUUGGAAAUUUUACUAAGGAACAAGAUAAAUUCUUAAUAGAAAAACGUAUACAACAACGUCGUGAAGAAACAGCUGUUCCUCCAUGGGUUGGUUAUACAGAAGAAGAAGAUAUGAAAAAACAAAUUCUAGCUCUGUCACAAGAAAAACGUAAUUUUCUUCGUGAUCCACCACCAGGCGCCAAUUAUCAUUUUGAUAUGACUGUUAUAUAUCCAAUUGCAUUAGCAACUCUUGAUGUUGAUGAAAAUUUAAAACAAAUGCGUUUUGAUCUUGUACCAAAGCAAAUUAAUGAAGAAUCAUUUUGGCGUAAUUAUUUUUAUCGUGUAAGUUUGGUAAAAAAUUCAGCACAAUUAACGGCAUUAGCAAAUGAAAAAACAAAUAAUGAAACACAUCUUUCAUCAAAUAAUGGAGAACGUCGAACAUCUGAAUUACAGGAGAAAAUGUCGGACGUUAAUCAAGAUUUUUUAAGUGAAGAUUAUGAUACAUCAGAUAUAAAUAUGGAUGAGAUUCGACGUGAAAUUGAACAAUUAUGUAUACCAAAAACAAAAUCAGGUAGUCCAGAUUUAGAUGAAAGUGAAUGGGAUAAAGAAUUAGCUGAUGAAUUAGAGAAUGUUUCUGCUGAAGAACUUGAAGCUCAAAUAAAUGAAAUGUUAGCUGUAUCAACACGUGUCAACAACCGUGAAACAUCGAAGAUGGGAGCAUGUUCAAGUGAAUUAAAUGAUAAUAAGGAAACAACAGAUAAUACAAAACGUCAACGAACUCAAAAAACAAAAAAUGUUCAAGACACUCAUAUUGAAUACGAUUCAUUAGAAGGAUAUGGAUAUCAUUUUAAAAAUGGGAAACUGGUUUCGAUUGCAAAUGGUGAACCAUUUAAAUUUAACGUAUAUACAGAUGCGGAAGAGAAUCAAAAACGAUAUGAAUCAAUUGGUAGAUCAGUUGAUAAUGCUAUAUUUGAUCUACUUGAAAGUACUUGUCAAUUACAACGUGUUUCAGUACCAAUCGAUGCCAAACGAGAUGAACAAAAAAGUUUUAUCUUUAUAAGCAAUGAUUUAUCGACAGCUGAUUAUCUUAUGGUAAUUAUUCAUGGUACAGGAGUUGUACGAGCUGGUCAAUGGUCUCGAAAAUUAAUAAUCAAUGAAGGUUUAGAAAUUGGUUCUCAAAUUGAAUAUAUUCGACGAGCUCGUACCGCUGGCUAUGCGGGUAGUAGUACUGCUGAAGAACAUGGAUGUUAUGUUUGGGAUAAUUUUGUUCGUAAAAGUCAUGCUAAACAUGUUUGUAUUAUGGCACAUUCAUAUGGUGGUGCUGUAGUACUUGAAAUGGCUUCUAAAUUUCUAAAAGAAUUCAAUGAACGUGUUUUUGCUAUAGCAUUAACAGAUUCACCUAUGACAGUUUAUGGACGACGAGUUAAUAAAAAAGUUUUACAAAUGCUUAAAAAAAAAACGAUUAAUUGGAUUACUGAUACCGAAAAAGUGGAUACUGAUUUAGGAGAUAGUGAUUGUUGUCAAUUACGAUCAGCAGGCAUUUUGGUCGACUUUGCUUCUUCGAAUCAAUGUGGAUUAGCACCAGGUUUUCAAUCGCUUUACAGUAUAUUACAAGCAACAAAAACAAAAAUGGGUGGUCGAACAUUACGAGCAAAUUUAAUGGAACCAUUAAUUGAGAUUAUAGAUUUGAAUUCAAUUCAUUAUCGACAAGAUGCUGUUGAAAAUUUAAUUGAUGAUGAAAAAUUAAUGUUCCAAAUACAAACAAUACUUUUACAUUUUACUGAUGUUGAACGUAUUAUUCUUGCGUGUAUACAAGAAAAUCCAGGUCGUACAGUAUCAGCUGCUGAAAAACGUAUUACAAUGAUAAAUCAACUUCGACGUAUUCUUGAUAUAUUGCCUACACUUCAACAAGCACUUGAACAAUCAACAUGUGAUCUUUUAAAAAAUCUUUGUUCGAUUUUUGGUGAUCAACGAUUUCAAAUUAUACUUGAUUUUCUCAAUUCACAAUUAACAACAGAACAAACUGUUUCAAGUAAUGGAUUUCUUGGUGCAAAAAUUCGACGAAUCUUUGCCAUGAAAAAUGGUUUUGAUGAACGUCUUGAUAGCCUACGUGCUGAUGUUAUUGUUGUUAUUGAUGAUGUUGAAUCAUUGGAAAAAGAAUUUUCAGAACGAUUCAAUAUGCCUGUUCGAUAUAAUUUAACAAAUACACGUGGUUUUUCAUUGGAAAUUAUCGGUGAAUUUAAAGGUGUUUUACCAGCAAAUGUUAUUUCAGUAGCUAAACGACAAAAAUCAACAUUCAUAACAACACUUCAAUUAGCACAUUUAUCAGAUCGAUUUGAACUUUUAUACAAUGAUAUAUGUCUCCUAACAGAUCAAAUUAUUUUAAUUCUUCUUUCAAAAAUUCGACCACAUUUUGGUUGUAUGUACAAAUUAGUCGAAGCUAUAUCUAUUAUUGAUAUGAUUCAAUCAUUUGCUGAAGUAUCUAAAGCACGUGAUUAUGUUCGACCAAUGUUUGGAAUAAAUACAAAAAUAAUUAAAGCACGUCAUCCAAUUAUUGAUCUAUUUGGUCAACAAAAACCAAUUGCAAAUGAUAUUGAAUUAUGUCCAGAGAUGAAUAUUAAUCUUAUUACGGGACCAAAUAUGAGUGGAAAAUCAACAUAUCUUCGACAAAUAGCUCUAUUACAAGUUUUAGCACAAAUUGGGUGUUUUGUACCAGCUGAACAAGCUCGAUUUCGAAUUGUUCAUGAAAUCUUUUCCAAAAUUCGUCAACAUGAUAAUCUAUUCACUGGACAAUCGACAUUUUCAUCUGAAAUCAAUCAUAUUGCAUUUAUACUUAAUUGUAUGACAUCGAAUUCAAUGAUUAUUCUUGACGAAAUAUGUUCAAGUACAUCAACAAAUGAAGGUCUUGCGUUAGCUACAAGUAUAACAGAAACAUUAUGUCGUUCACAAGCAUUUGUUAUUAUAUCCACACAUUUUCAACAAUUAACUUCUGUUGGUUAUGUAUAUCGAAAUGUUGCUAAUUAUCAUUUUGAUGUUAUUUAUAAUGAAAAAUUAACUAGUGAUGUAGAAAGUGAUUCAACAAAUCGUUUACGUCGUUUUCAUCCACAAACAGUACUUGAUCAACUGAAAGAACAAAAUACAAUUAUUUAUUCAUAUAUAUUACGACCUGGAAUUUGUAAAGAUUUACAUUAUGGUAUUGCAUUAGCGUCACAAAUUGAAGAUUUACAAACAGUUGUCGAAUUAGCUAAAUGUAUAGCGAAAUACUAUAUACGAAAGAAAGAGUCGAUCAUGAAUCAUAUGUCAACUAUACCAAAUUUAUUGAUGAAACGUGUGAUAAUAAUGAAAGGUUUCUGUGAUUUGAUUUAUGAUGUAUCAAAUAGUACAAUUCAAUUUAUUGAACAACAACGUGUUUAUCUUGAAAAUUUUCAGAAACGUAUGCAUCAAUACUGGUCGACAUCUUCAUCAACAACAUCAUCAUCAUGUGAUGAUUAUGAUGAUAUUCUAGUUGAAUCAACAUCAAUAAUUACAACGGAAAAUUGUUAA
This is a messenger RNA of Adineta steineri, 3822 nucleotides long. The record is from the annotation of a GenBank genome assembly. Lineage: Eukaryota; Metazoa; Rotifera; Eurotatoria; Adinetida; Adinetidae.